Messenger RNA from Castor canadensis (American beaver), 1928 nucleotides. NCBI's taxonomy places the organism in Eukaryota, Metazoa, Chordata, Mammalia, Rodentia, Castoridae. The record is from RefSeq and is a predicted model, not a curated record.
GACGUGAAGACUUGGCUGAUUCAAGAGAGGGUCUCGGCCAGCUCUUGCACCUCUACCCUCAGCUGGAGGAGCGUAGGGAGAGUCUGCUGGAUGGCUCGGGUUUGCGACGGAGCGGAAUAACGAAGUUUGCAACUGUGUCCGUGCAGAAUCUUCUAUCCGGCCUGAGGAGAGCCAUAGGAAUCCCGAGACAGGACCUCCCAGGGGCCGGAGUCCCCGCGGGAGAAUGCGGCUGCGUGGCCACGCCCCGGCGCUAGCUAAUACGUCACCGCCGUGAGGGCGGGACUUCCUCUGCGGUGCAGUUUCCGUCGCCAUCCGGAAGUAAAGAGCGGGUUCCGUCAGUGCUUUGCCAUUUGCUUGAGUUCACGUUCUUUGGCAACUCCAGGGCACUGUUGCCAGCUAUCAGGCAAGUGUACGAUCAGGGACCCUCGCUCUGGACCCCGUCACAGCUGCCAGCCCUGUUUCUUCGCUGAGCUGGCUUGCUCAGCCCCAGGCGGCGUUCCGCCCAUGGCGGGGGCCGCUCUGGCCACGGCCUUCGGGCAGGCAGUGAUCGGCCCGCCGGGCUCGGGGAAGACACCCAUACCUGAGUUGCGUUGGAAACAAAACAAAAGCUGGAGGAUGUUUUUGGUUAAAGCUUACACUCAGGCCUCAAGUUUCUCAUUUGAUGAGAGAAACAUAGGCCCAGACAUUCCCUACCUCCCCAGGUCACUCUCACCCUGUUUCUUCUUCUCCCAGUUGACUGCUGUUCACCUUGUGGAUUCUCACUACUGCACAGACCCAGCCAAAUUCAUUUCAGUACUGUGCACCUCCCUGGCUACCAUGCUGCAUGUGGAGCUGCCCCACGUCAACCUCCUCUCCAAGAUGGACCUCAUUGAGCACUAUGGGAAGCUGGCCUUCAACCUUGACUAUUACACAGAGGUCUUGGACCUCUCCUACCUGCUUGACCACCUGGCUUCUGACCCUUUCUUCAGCAACUACCGCCAACUCAAUGAGAAACUGGUGCAGCUCAUCGAAGAUUAUAGCCUGGUCUCCUUUAUCCCUCUGAACAUCCAGGACAAAGACAGCAUCCAGCGAGUUCUGCAGGCUGUGGAUAAAGCCAAUGGCUAUUGUUUCGGGGUACAGGAGCAGCAAAGCCUGGAGGCCAUGAUGUCUGCUGCAAUGGGAGCUGACUUCCAUUUCUCCUCCACACUGGGCAUCCAGGAAAAGUACUUAGCACCCUCAGGCCAAUCAGUGGAGCAGGAAGCCAUGCAGCUAUAGCAACAGCUUGGCUCUGGAGAGCAGAAGACAGCUCAGCAGGCCACAGACCCAAGUCCUCUCAGCUGUCAAGGGAACAUUCGGCUCUAUAGAGGACUUCUGAACAAAAAGCCAGACAUGGCAAAGAGCAGAGCACUGACCACACCCAUCUGUGAUGCUUUGAGCUCUGGGCCUUGACCCUAGAAAGUUCAACCAGGAUGUUUGGGACUGACUCUACUUGGGCUGUGAUGGAAUGCAUUAUAAUGUGAGUUUAUUUUCUACUUGGCAUGACUUCUAAACUUUUCUUCAACCCUCCAGGCCCAAGGACUUGGAGCCGGACGCAGGAAUAUUACCAUCCUUCUGGAGAGUUUUUUCCCCCAAAGCACAGGACCUGUCACACUAGAGCAUUGACACUCACUCUCCAGUUGUGUGCUUUUGUUUAUUUUCAGUUUUAAUGGUGAUCCUCAAGCUCAAGCCUUCACAGGGGACACUUCUUAACUAGACCUUACUUAAUGUUGUUUUCAUUGUAUGUUUCAUGAUUUUAGUCCAUUUUUGGCAAGUGUUUACGAGUUAAAGUUUAAAAGAUUAAAAAUUGUACCAGGGAUAUAGCUCAAUGGUAGGACUCUUGCUUAGCCAGUGCUGCAUGAGGCUCUGGAGUCAAUCACCAGCACUGCCAUUAAAAAAAAAAAAAAGAUUGA